Amoebophrya sp. A120 is the source of this 1712-nucleotide messenger RNA. Lineage: Eukaryota; Dinophyceae; Syndiniales; Amoebophryaceae. The record is from the annotation of a GenBank genome assembly.
CGAAGCUGGAGUCCUGAAACAGGUCGAGGCUCAAGUACUUUGAGCUUUUUGUAAAUGUGGUCCGCCGACUCUCGUUUCUCUGUCCUUUAGGAAACUAUAACCUUUUUGAAGUACUGAAUAUUUACGCAAGAAGCACUUCGCGCACAAAGAUGAGGCUGCGACAAGCACAAAAGACGGAAGGUCGUCUUUACUCCCAAGCUCCAUUACCCCCGUUUAUUCCUGGGUCUCGGAAGAUAUUUUGCUCUUCUGCAGCGCCCGUCUUUUUUGUUCUCGCGCUUUCAGCUGCCCUUUUCGAUGGCAUUCAUGAUUUCGAAAGCGGGAGCAGGUUCGAGACCGGAAAAAAUCGCACCAAUGGGAUCGCAAAGAACACGCCAAAAAUUAUCUUCACACACGGCAUUCAACUGCAACUGCGAAAAAAAAGAACAGGUCGGCGCGGAGGAUUAUUGCCGCAAGGGUUAGCAAGUUCUUCUCGUGAUACUAGAAGUAAAACGGGAGCGACUAUAGGUACGUCCUCUCCUGGCGGAGUUGGUGCAUCCUCCUCCUCGUCCUCUUCCUCUUCAUCCUCCGGCCUGAAUGUCUACCCGUACAAGUACAGCUCCGGCCCGGGACCCCCGCCAACUGCGAGGACAAAUACGUCUUUAUCCCAGAGCGACUUUGUUCAACAGUCGUACCAGUACGGUGGUUCAAGUAGCAGUAGCAGUUAUAGCCCGGCAUCAAACCACCUCCAGUCUCAAACGACGCUUAGUGGAGUGGAAACCGAAACCACGCCGAGUAGCAGUUCAACGUCGAAGGGCAGUUGUGGCACUUCUAGUUCUAGCGCCCAGAAGGAUAAGGCUAAUAUGGAUUUUUACCAGGACCACCCUCUAUCUUCUAACCCUGGAGGUUCUCUUCAUCUGGAUGACCAUCGUCGUCAAUGUCAACAAGGAGCAAAGAGUCCUCGAAAAAGUCCAGCGGCGGGCCGGAUGCCGCUGAGCAACCCGGUUUUCGUGAAUCCGCCCCCGGGCGGUGAAAAGGUUGAUCUGAAUCUGUCUCGCCGCACUUCAUCUUCGCGGGCAGAAGAGGUAGAACGGGCUCCAUCGUCAGUAGUUGACGUUCACCGACCGAGUCCUCGACCCGGCAGUUUAUUUCGGCAGUCGCUUUCACAACAUUCGAGUCAAGCGGAAAGUUUUUCUCCACAGACGCAGGCGGGAAAACUGCCCAACAAGCCUGCGACUGCUAGUAGAACAAUAAAGCAUCCUUUCGUCGUGUUCUCGAAAGGCCUUCGCUUCAUCGCAGUCCAACACAUUCUGCAGGACAACCCGCGGGCCAGUUGUGAGUUGAAAACUGUUGAUGGGUUUGAGGGGAAAAUGACACCUUUACUGUACUUGCUGAUGAUGUAUCGGAGAUACAAGAACGACCUGCUCAGUGAAUCUUUUCUGGAGGAAAGCGAAAGCAAUGCGGGGAACAGGAAAAAUCGUUUUGCAACUACAUCAUCAGCUUCGGAACCAGCAGUCCCGCGGUCGUGGUGCUCUCCUUCGGCGAAUGGUGUUGCAGCGGGAGAUGACCGCAACAUGGGUGAGGAUGGCCACGGGGCGGCCAAUAGCAGAGCUCGAGCAGCGGGGAAUGCUAAUGUUGUCCCCGAAGUUAAAAAAAGGCUUCCUCAGUUGCUUUCAAGGGUUGCGCGUCAGCAGCUGUCGCGCAUCAGCUGCGUUUUCUCCUGCAACCUGGCAUGA